AUGUUAGAACUUCUUGACUCCCGAGACCUUAGGUGUUUCAUAUGUGGAGAUGCUGGACAUGUUCGCCGGGAAUGUCCAGAGGUGAAGAUGGCCCGCCAGAGGAAUAGUAGUGUGGCAGCAGCCCAGCUGGUCCGUAACCUUGUCAAUGCUCAGCAAGUGGCUGGUUCAGCCCAGCAACAGAAUGACCAGUCCAUAAGGACUAGACAGUCUUCAGAAUGUUCUGAUUCACCAUCUUAUUCUCCUCAGCCUCAGCCUUUUCCACAGAAUUCUCCCCAACCAUCUGCUCUUCCCCCACCUCCAUCCCAGCCAGGAUCCCAGCCUAAGCUUGGCCCACCGCAGCAGGGAGGCCAGCCCCCUCAUCAGGUUCAGAUGCCCUUGUACAACUUUCCUCAGUCGCCUCCAGCUCAUUAUUCACCCAUGCAUGGCAUGGGAUUAUUGCCAAUGCACCCCCUCCAGAUCCCUGCCCCAUCAUGGCCCAUCCACGGCCCAAUGCUACACUCUGCACCUGGCAGUACCCCCAGCAAUAUUGGCUUGAAUGAUCCUAGCAUCAUCUUUGCACAGCCUGCUGCCAGGCCGAUGGCAAUUCCUAGCUCUUCUCAUGAUGGACACUGGCCUCGUACCGUGGCUCCCAAUUCCCUGAUGAACAAUGGUGCAGUGGGUAAUUCGGAGCCACGCUUUCGAGGACUAAAUCCUCCAAUUCCAUGGGAACAUGCACCACGUCCCCAUUUCCCCCUUGUCCCAGCUUCGUGGCCUUAUGGUUUGCAUCAAAACUUCAUGCAUCAGGGAAAUCCAAGAUUUCAGCCCAAACCCUUCUACGCUCAAGCAGACAGAUGUGCCACGCGUCGCUGUAGAGAGCGUUGUCCCCACCCACCACGAGGAAAUGUGUCGGAGUAAUGCCAGCCCACAGCAACCAGCCAAUCCUGCUGUCUCAAGGGUAUCCGUACCUCAGUGUCAGUUACACUCAGCAGAAAAGUGACAUUUAAGGAAAGCAAAACAAAUCAGGUCCUGAUUUAAAAUUUUAACACACAUUUAGAUAGGUUAUUUAAAUUCUAAGACUGUUUUUAAACACUGUAUUAUUUGUAUAUAAAUAUGAACUAUAGUUUUUACUGGUAUCACUAAAUUGAGUGAUACAAAUUUCAUCUAUUUUAUUACCCUAUUUUUAAGGGAAUUUUAUGUUUUGUUUAACCUUGAUGAAUUGUAUAAAGAGAGAAUUUAAAAAAUUACAUUCUUUAUUUUCUAUUAGCUGUAUUCAUACUUUGGUUGCUUCAAACUUUAUAUAUAUAUAUUGUUCUUAAGGAUUAGGAAAGGAUUUCAUGUGUUUUAAAUUUGUCACUUCUAUUCUUUACAAAACCUUGUAGUGCCAAAAACUUUUUAAAAGGUUAAAAAAAAAAUAAAAUUACAACAUAAAGAUUCAAAAUUUUUUCUUUUACAUACUUGUAUAUUGAAUAUAUUCAAACUUGAAUGGAAAGUUGCUUUUGUCUGUAUUUGAAGUUCUAUUUUAAGUUAAUAAAUCUUUUUGACAAGA
Molecule: messenger RNA, 1525 nt
Organism: Mastomys coucha (southern multimammate mouse)
Lineage: Eukaryota; Metazoa; Chordata; Mammalia; Rodentia; Muridae
Product: terminal uridylyltransferase 4-like
Exons: 6
Coding region: 1-894 (297 amino acids)
Molecular function (GO): nucleic acid binding; zinc ion binding
Source: RefSeq, a predicted model, not a curated record